UCGCUUUCCACGCAAGCGCACUGUGUUGGUGGCCAGCUAGCCUGCCUGGUGCGGGAGGGGGCAGCUCAGAGCGCUCGGGUCCCGGACGGAGCUACAGACUCGCAGCAACCACGCAGCAGCAGCGGGGAGUGUAAGCGGCCAUUUCCCCCCGCAGCUGUCCAUCGCGGAUGCUGAAGCCUCUUGCUUUAUUUGCCUCUCCUCCGGCGGCGAGAAAGGGACGCUUCCGCGGUAGCGGCGGCGGACAUCGUGGACUUGUCCAUAACUUAUGGUGAUUUUCUGAGCCUGAUUCUUGGGGUUUUGCAGAAGUUGCUGGAGCCUGCAUGCUGCUUCAUGCAGUUACACGUUCUGGGUCAUGAAACUUAAUCCACAGCAAGCUCCGUUGUAUGGUGACUGCAUAAUCACCGUAUUGCUUACAGAAGAUGACAAAGUUGGAAACGAUGAUGUAGUUUUUUACCUUGUGUUUACUGGAUCUGCUGUUCAACACUGUACCAGUACUAGGAAGCUUGAUUCCGGGACAUUGGAGACUGUUGCUCCUGGCCAUGACUGCUGUGAGACGGUAAAAGUCUCUCUCUGUGCCGCCAAGCAAGGCCACCCUAUUUUGGUGGUGGCAGAGGACAGCUUGCAGUUUGUUCAGGACGAAGCUUAUGAUGCAGCUCAGUUCCUGGCAACCUGUGCUGGCAACCAGCAAGCUCUGAACUUCACGAGAUUCCUGGACAAGUCCAGGCCACCUGCUGGGGAUGUGGAUUUUCUGGAUGAGAAAGUAGCUUUGGCGUUUCGUCACCUGAAAUUGCCAGCUGGAUGGAAUGUGCUGGGAGCAGACCACACUCUAAAUGAGAAUGUUCCCCGGGAGACAUUGAUGCAUUUUGCAGUAAGGCUUGGACUGCUACGGCUGACUUGGUUCCUCUUGCAGCAGCCAGGUGGAAGAGGAGCCCUCUGUAUCCCUAACCGUGAAGGAGCCACUCCUGUGAGCUUAGCCUUGGAGAGGGGCUAUCAGAAGCUGCAUCAACUCCUGACAGAAGAAGGAGCCAGUGAACCAGAUUCCUGGAGCACCUUGUCACACACAGUGCAUUCUGAGGAGUACUGCGUAAAGCACCACCGGGGGCUAAACGUGUAUAUUCUGACGGUUGGAAUGAAGGAAGGAGUGGGAUCCAGCAUGGAGAACGACAUCAUCCAGCUCCAGACGCACAUACAGAACCAUCAGCACUUGAAUGCAAAUGAAAACCCACAGGCUGGGCAGCAAGCUACUUGUGAGGACUGCGGUUCAGGUACAGAAGCCAAGGGCUAUGCAGUUGCCGCAGGCGGCAAUCUCAGUGAAAUAAUGGCAGAAGGAAACCAAGGAGAUGCUUCUCCCCUGCUGGCUCUUGAUGCAAUACAGGGUUUGACACUUGCCUGCUACAAGGAAGGUGGCUGCACGCAGCUGAAGGAGCCCUUAGGCACACCAAAAGAUCCGUUGAGGCCAGAGGAUGCAGCGAAGCCAGAGUCUUCCUGUAAAAGUAGAAAAACAGCAGCCAGGCUGCACAAAGAGGAAGAGGCGGAGUUACCCCCUGCCGUAGAGUCUGGGGCAACACUAGAGGCAAAUGACGGCUGUCUGAGCCCAAUUGCUGGACUUGACAGUGCUGCCGGAUUCCCAUCCUGUGGAAAGGCAAGCAAGGAAGUUGGAAUGAUCACCCCUCGUGUUGCUUUGGAGCAAGGUAACCUGUGUGAAAAGGAUAAAUUGCAGCAGGAAGUGCAAGCAGCUGAAGAAAGAGCAGCUGCCAGUGCCAGUACUACAUUCCUAACUUCCUGCAGGGACAGGGAUGUAGGCAUGGGACAAGGCGAAUGCAAGAGCUGUACGGGGACUGUGGAUGCGACUGUUGCUUCUGAAGCCCAGCAGUGUGUCGGAGAUGGGGAGAGGGCCACAACUGUGGAAACGUUGCCUUCAGCUGGCGCAGGAUUGACAGAUUCUGUUGUAUCCUUUCCCGGAGACGGUGGCAGUGCUGCAGUCAGCAAAGGCGAGGGUAGUGCACCAGAGGAAGCGGUGGUAGAUCUACAGCACGAUGCAAGUGUGGAUACUGCCAUGGGUGUUCAUCUUGUCGAGAGUGGAAGUAGCAAACUGGUAGGAUCAGAUACUCUUGGUGACAGUGGAACAAAGGAUUUUACAACAUGUUCGGGGCCCUGCAAGCUUCCAGAGAAGGAGGCGCAGAGCACAGCUUUGAGCCCUGCAAGAGAAGCGGCAGCUGUGAACGUGGAAGGCAGUUUGGAGGUUUCUUCAAAGCAUGAUCCUGUGGUGGAAGUGAAUGAGGAUAGGCAGCAACUGGAAGACAGAAACACGGGGACUGACAGUCACUCUGAUGCUAAUGUGGAAAAUGAUGGGCCAGGUCAAACGUGUGUGGUGGAACCCAAAGCCCCCUGUGUCAGCGAUACGAUAACAGAGUCUGUGGCUGAGGUGGAGGGUGAGCAAAAAACCUUUGAGCCGAUGUUGUCGGGAACUGAAACCACCAGCCGUAGCUGCAGAGGAAGUGCUGACUCUGCCAUCGUCGACCAGGGGGCUGCUGUUAUGUGCCAUGCUCAGAAAGAAGGAGCUGGCAAUGAUGAGGAACAAUCUCAUUUCCCUGUAUCGUGUACAGAUUCUCCUGAUGCCUCUGAACUGCACACAGGCUUUCCUAGCUUUCCAGCGCUGCCCCCAGCUGAAGAGGAGCCUUCUCUUCUUCCUAGGCAAGCAGAGAUGGAAGAGGUGGACCAGUUUAGCAAAAGUGCUCAGGAACUCAUUGCUGUGGCUUCUGCUUUGCUUGUUGAAGAAGCAAUCCAGCAAGCCCAGCUGAUCGUUGCCCAGGGGGACAAGGCCAGAGCGGCCCCUGUUGUUCAGGAGGCAUCGCCGCACUUUGAGGACCUUGGCCUGCCUUUGUGUGGCAAGGGCACCAAAUGUGUACAGGAUAAUUUGAUGGGCACACCCUCUGCUAUUCAUAAUAAAGAAUCCAAACAAAUCCAGGAAGUAGCAACAGCAGCAGUCGAGCCAGCAACAGAACUGACUGUGCCUACUGAAGAGGGAAGCCCUGUGUUCAGAGAGGAAACAACAGAUCCUCUUUCUCGGGGGGAUCAUCGUGAAGAAAGCCAAGAGGACGGCUCUUCCUCACAGCUCUCUGGAAGUCGAGAGGAGCUGUCUGGCGAGGAAGAGGUUUUGUUGGAGGGCCCAGCACCGGCAGCUGUUGUGCAGUCUCCUCCUCCUAGUUGUCAGGGUGAGGAGCUCCCAGGGAAUGAAAGUAAUGCCAAGGCUGGAUUAAAGGGGAAAGCCUCCAGCCCAGAAUCUGAUGAGAAUGUGAAGGUGGGUGUCACUGGGGAUGUCCUCCAAGGGCCUGGACCAUCAGAGGGUGCCUCUCUCUGCACCAGCGAGGCCUUCAGUCCCAAUGCUACACUAAACCAAGAACCUGAGCUCAGCUACCUGGAUCUGCAUGCAGCCCCUCUUCCCUGUGGAGUUUCUGAUUUAAUGGAAGACCCUCUGGUCACCUGUGAGCUACCUAUAGCAACCGCACUUCCACGGGAAGGGGAGGAGGUGGAAAAUGUGCCUUCUAGAAUACUUCUCCAGCCGAUUGCUGAAGAGCCUCCGUGCGAUGGGGACCCUGGCUCUGAAAUGUUCUCUUUGGCCAGCAAGGGCGAAGCUAGGCCUGAAGUGAAAGCAGCCCAGCUGGAGGUCCUAGCUGAACCCAGUAAGGGCACAGGGGAAGGAAGCCAAGCUGAACCAGAUUCCCAGCUUUUGCCAUCAUCUCCCUGUGCAGCUGUUGAGCUACUGGAAAAAGUAGAGGUGAAAGGUUCUGUUCAAGAAAUAGAUGGCCCCUUGGUAGAUCAUGCUGACAAGACAGUUAACCCCCCUCAUCAUGCUACGUUGGCAGCAGAGGCAGGCGGCCCCUUGACGUCUCCAUCUGGAAACCUUGUGGAAAUUCCCCCAUUAACAGAGUCCAGAUCUGAGGUACAGCAUGUGGUGGAUGCUGGAUCCAUCCCUAAUGGAGAAGUGGAUUUAAAUUUGCAACUUGGUGGAUUGAUGAAGAGAGCUGCAAGCCCAGGACUUCUGGUCAUUUCACCUGUUGCAGAGGCUCUAGAGAUGAAGACCGAGGAAGAUGUGGAUUUUUUGAGGGACCUCGCUGAGAACGCUGCUUCUGAAGGAAUGAUUAACCGUGAAAGUUGGUGUCCUGUAGAACCUUCCCCAGAUCUCUCAGUGUUGGAGUCAAAGCAUCCAUGUAGUUCUUCAGAAAGUGAUCAUUUCCUAGAAGAUGGACUAAGCGGCGAUUGCACCUCAUCGCAAGACAUCCUUAAAAGGAGAUCUGGGAGCGAAUCUGACCUCUUUCCUCUGUCAGGUGAUGGAAUGGAUGAGGUGGACUUUGGGAAGCAACCUGAAGAGGAGCAAUCAACUGGUGAUAGUUCAAGUUCCAGUUUCUCUGCAGAUGAUACAAUAUCCUUGGAAAGGAACUCAUCCCUUGGGAGUGACAUCUCCCUCCCUCAAGUUCUCGGCCUCAGCAGGCCCAAGGAUCGGUACAGUCUGAAUGGCAGCUGCUUCAACAUGGCAACAAGCGUUGUGGACCAGGACAGUGAAGCUGGUGUCUCAGGAGAGCUGGAAGAAGAGCUGGAUAGCAUCACUGAAGUGCCACCUCCUUCCUCUGCCCUGCGGUGCUCCAUGAGACCGCUGUCUCCUUUCCGCCGGCAUAGUUGGGGCCCCGGGAAGAAUGGCACCAAUGAGGCUGAGAUGAACCACCGAAGUUCAAUGCGAGUGCUGGGGGAUGGUGUAAGGAAGCCUCCCACCCAUAGGAGAAGUUUGAGCUGGUGUCCCUCUGGCGUCCAGUGCACUGCCAUGGGUGCUGACUUUAAUGGUAGAAGUUACAGCUUAGAAGGCCUUGCUGGGGAGGCUGAUGGUACUAAGAAGCCACCCUCUGGUCUCGAAACAGCAUCGCUAAACACCAAAGAUCUCCAGCAAAGCCCGCUGGCAAAUGAUGAACGGGGUUCAUUAGUUUCGCUCACCGAAGAGGAGCUGGAAUUGGAGCAAGGAGAAAUUAGGAGUCUUAACCGUCAGAUACGCCAAAGAUCACAGCCUCGUGCCUUCAGCUUCUCUGCAAUUCCCGUUUCUCCUCUGCUGACUAAAUCCAUGUCGUUGAUGACCAUUGCCCAAGCCAGACCAGACACCCAGGAACGGACUCGGCCAUCCAGACGAAUUUCCUUCUCCUUCAGCAUCUCUCCACUCAUUCCUAAGUCUAAAACUGUCUUUUCUAUUGGCUCUUCUUCCAGUGAUGAUGAGGAGGAGUUGGAUAGUAACAGAUCUUUCAGCAGCACCGGCAGUUCUUUGUCUCAAAGCAUCUGCGAGGAGAGCAGCAGUUUCCUGCCUCCCAGCCCCUCCAGAAAAGACUUGGAAGGCAAAAGUGGAACGAAAGUCAGCCGCACAUUCAGCUACCUCAAGAAUAAAAUGUCCAGCAGUAAGAAGAGCAAAGAAAAAGAAAAAGACAAGGAGAAGAUGAAAGAGAAGGACAAAGACUCCAAGGAAAAGGACAAGAAGAUGAUAAAUGGGCACGUCUUCAGUGCAACCCCUACAGUGGGGCCCAUCAAUUGCUACCACUGUCUGAAGCCUUUUAACAAGGAUUCCUUUGCCUGUGCAAGCUGUGGUGUCAUGGUCCAUAAAAGCUGCAAGGAAAGUGUGGCUGCUUGUGCCAAGGUCAAAAUGAAGCUCCAGAAAGGAGGCCUUCAGGCUCAUGAUACUUCCUCGUUACCCACAGUAAUUUUGAGAAGUAAACCCUCUCAGCCAAAGGAGAGACCUCGAUCUGCGAUACUAGCCCCUGAUGAGAGCACUGCAACCUCCUUGUUCAAUAAUAGGAGAUCCCAGCAGAACCCAUCCCUGUCAAAAAGUGUCUCAAUCCAGAACAUUGCUGGAGUUGGGAGCGAUGAAAGCAUACUCCACACAUGGAAGUUCCUCUCUCACUCAACAGACUCCUUGAAUAAAAUAAGCCGGGUGAAUGAAUCCAUGGAGUCAUUAACGGAUGAAGGUGCGGAUAUGAAUGAAGGUCAGCUCAUGGGAGAUUUUGAAACAGACUCAAAACAGCUGGAAGCCCAGUCCUGGAGUCAAGUUGUAGACAGCAAGUUUCUCCGGCAGCAAAAAAAGGAUGUUGUGAAGCGUCAAGAUGUCAUUUAUGAACUGAUGCAAACAGAAAUGCACCAUGUCCGCACCUUGAAGAUCAUGAGCGAUGUGUACAGCAGAGGAAUGAUACAGGAGCUUCAGUAUGAGCAGCAGAUGGUGGAAAAAGUCUUCCCUUGCCUGGACGACUUGUUAAACAUCCAUAGCCAGUUCUUCCAGCGCAUUCUGGAGAGGAAGAAGGAGUCGCUGGCAGACAGAAGUGAAAAGAAUUUUGUCAUCAGGAGAAUAGGAGACAUCCUCGUGAAUCAAUUUUCUGGGGAGAAUGCAGAGCGAAUGAAGAAAACCUACGGCAAGUUCUGUGGGCAUCACAACGAGGCGGUGAAUUACUUUAAAGACCUGCAUUCCAAAGAGAAACGGUUCCAAGCAUUCGUCAAGAAAAAGAUGAGCAGCUCCGUGGUGAGACGCCUGGGCAUUCCUGAGUGCAUCUUGCUAGUGACACAGAGGAUCACCAAAUACCCUGUGCUGCUGCAAAGAAUACUACAAUAUACCAAAGAAAACGAUGACGAACAUCAAGAUGUGGUGCUGUCCCUAAACCUGGUGAAGGAAGUCAUCACUGCUGUGAACAGCAAAGUCAGCAACUAUGAGAAGAAGAUGCGCCUCCAUGAAAUCUACACCCGGACAGACAGCAAGUCCAUCAUGAGAAUGAAGAGCGGUCAGAUGUUCGCCAAAGAGGACAUGAAGCGCAGGAAGUUUGUCCGGGAUGGGCCCAUCUCCUUAAGAAAUGCAGCCGGCAAGUUGAAAGAAGUCCAGGCUGUUCUCCUCUCGGAUGUUCUGAUAUUCCUCCAGGAAAAGGACCAGAAAUAUGUGUUUGCCUCUCUGGAUCAAAAAUCCACAGUCAUCUCUCUGAAGAAGCUGAUUGUCCGAGAAGUAGCCCAUGAGGAGAAGGGUUUGUUCCUUAUCAGCAUGGGAGGGAAAGACCCAGAGAUGGUGGAAGUUCAUGCCAGCUCUAAGGAGGAGCGCAACAGCUGGAUACAAAGCAUCCAGGACACCAUCAACACGAUGGAUAAGGAAGAAGAUGAAGGUAUCCCUAGCGAAUCAGAAGAAGAAAAGCGAGUGCUAGAUACCAAAGCCAGGGAGCUGAAAGAACAGCUCCAGCAAAAAGACCAGCAGAUCAUAACACUACUGGAAGAGAAGGAGAAGAUUUUCCGGGACAUGACUGACUGCAGCGGGCAUGAGGACAGUUUGGGGGCCAGAACGUUGUUCCGGGCCAAUACGGAGGAGGCACCCAAGGGGGAAAGUGUGAUGAAGAGUGUGAUAAAUGAAGUUGAGCUAUUACAAGGGUUGGUGAGCAGGAGCCUUGGAAGCGCCCUUGGGCAACAGGUGAGCAGCCUCACCUUGGAGCAAGAGUGUGUGGGGCCCAUCUCCCUCCCCAGGAGGGCAGAGACAUUUGGAGGAUUUGACAGCCACCAAAUGAAUGUCUGCAAGGGAGGGGAAAAGGAUGAAGGAGAUGAUGUGCAGGAUCUUCGGAGGACGGAGUCGGACAGUGUUUUGAAAAAGGGAGGAACAGCUAAUUUGAUGUUUGUGCUGAAAAGGAACAAUGAGCAAGUUCUCCAGAGCAUCACUCACCUCCACAGCUUGCUGGGCAUGUUGCAGGCUGUCGUGGUGCAGCAGGACACUUACAUCGAGGACCAGAAACUCCUCCUGACGGAGAGGGCCCUCAGCCGCAGCUCCUUCCGGCCCAACUCCCUGAUUGAGCAGGAGAAGCAGCGCAGCCUGGAGAAGCAGCGGCAGGAGCUGGCCAACCUGCAGAAGCAGCAAGCCCUGCACCUGCUGGAGAAGCAGAGGCGGGAGCGGGAGUGGGAGGCCCGGGAGAAAGAGCUGGUGGAGCGGGAGGCCCGGCUGGCCCAGCGGGAGGAGCAUCUCCAGCAGGGGCGCAGCAGUGUGGAGAAUGAGCGGGAUGAGCUGCAGCAGAAGAAAGCCGCCUACCAGCUUGACCUGGAGCACCUCCGGGCAGCCCAGAAGCAGCUGGAGAAGGAGAAGGAGCAGCUCAAGAGGGACAUGGAGCACAUCGCCCAGCCUCAGACCGUGCCCAGCCUUGGCCUGCUGUUCAACCAGCAUGGCAAGAUAGCUAGGACCCCUUCCCUGCCUGUGCCAGAGAACUCGUCUUCCAAGCAACCGAGUUCCUCCCUGCCCAGACAGGGCCCUUUGGAGAAAGAACUCUCUGGGUCACCCAAAAGGAGCAGCCUCUCAAGGACACAUAAAGAGAAAGGCACUUUCCACUUACUCGGCACGACGACAUCAAGCCAGACCAGCAAACCGGCCGAGGGACAGGGUCAGGCGCCAAACCGCCUCUUUGGCUUAGCCAAGCCAAAGGAGAAGAAGGAAAAGAAGAAGAAGGGCAAAGGGCACCGUUCACAGCCGUCCGAGGCUCACUCACCAGAAGCAGCACCAGAGGGUGAGGAGAUCUUUUGCUGACCCCACUGUCCAGGAUCCCACAUGGAUGAGACCACCUCAUGUUCUGCCCUGCAGAGAGGGAUGCAACGCAAGACUGAUGCAUCACUGGCUCUCCUUCCUCUGCCUUGAGCUGCAGUCGGACUUUUCUUACAGCUGAAACCCACCUGCGUGCCCAGUUUGCAGCCUGCUCCCAACUGGAUCCAUUACCUUUAAAAAGGUGUCUUAAAAGGCAGCAGGAAAUGAAAGCAUCAGACUCUGGAUUGUAGCCAGACUGGGCGGGCUUGGUUUUGGCUGCACAUGGUCUCUACAAGAAAAAGAAGGAAAAAAGCACCCACUACUGUGUGCAAUGUUGGCUGUCAAGAUGGACAGACAGACAUUCCCUGCUUCUGUUUUUCAUCUCCAAAGAUUGGGAAAAUGAGUCCCAGGGCAGCCUAGCUGAUCUUCUCUUGGAGAAGUCCACUGAAACCCAAAAGCCCUCCGUAUGGCAAAAGCACAGGGCUCUUUAAGCAGUGUUUUGUACACUGACAUAUAUAGAUAUUCCUGUACAUAUCCUUAUAUAUAAGUAUAUAUAUAUAAAUAUAUAUAUAUAUAUAUAUAAAUGUAGCUGUGUAUCCAUUGGGAUAUGCUUUAAUUCUGUACAGAAAAGUGGCUGAGCUUAGCUCUACCCUAAAGGGUUAGUGGAUACCUGAUGAACUAUUUCAGGGACUGUGUUGAUAUUAAAUAUCUCUUUUACUUUGUGACACUUGGUUCAAAUGCUUUUGCCACCAGCACACACACCCUCUUCACAUGUGUUCGUGUUUUGGGGAAAGGACUCAAGGUUGGGUAGCAGCAGAGUGACCAACUUGAUUACGAAGGUGACUUCUGGGUAGAGUUUGAGGGCCUGUUUGCAGGAUGUGUGGUAGGGUUCCUAAACACAUGCAUUGUGGGAAUAGUGGAGGCAUCUGGCUGGCUUACAGCUAGCAGUUCCCAGAAAUGGUAUCAGGAAUCUUCUCCUUGAUGGAGGGGGAAAUGUACAUGAAUGGAACUGGUAAAGGCUCCCAAGUGGGAAUGAAACAUGAAAAGGCAAUCUUUAAAAACGGAAAGAGCGAGACAGAAGAUCAACUGGACGAGGACUUGUGGCUGUCCAAACAUUGUUGGACUCCUAACUCCCAUCAUACAUGACUGGGGUCCAUGCUAUGCUGGCUGGGGCUGAUGGGAGUUAUGGUCCAACAAAUGUCUGAAGAGCAUCAGGUCCCCCAUCCCUUCUUUAGAAAUCACUGCAAGAAAACCACAACAGGCAAAUGUUUAAACUACAACUACUCUUAAUUCCCUUUUAAAUUAAACACGAGGUACGGCCUGACUCCCUGGCAUGAGAAUGCUUCCUCUCCCAGAAUGCAGCUCUCCCACCUCAACCUUAGGUAUUAGUAGUUCCCACUAGAAAGCUACUAAUGCACCAUAGAUACCUCCAAGAUCUUUUUGCCCAAUAGAUGGUAAUUCUUUUAUUCCAAGAGGCAAAAACGAAAAACAACCACCUAAAUUCUGUUUUUCUUCCCUUGGCUUCUCUCAGCAAUCGCAUUCGUAAUAUUUACUCGUCCUCCAAAUUUGUUUUCAUCUCCUUGCCAGAAAUGUUGCCUUCAAAGCCAUUUGUGUGGCUGCAACUAAGGUUGAAAAUCGACUGCAUUGGUGAUGUAGGGAUUCUGCCUUUUGCUUCUGCUUGCAGGCAAUCCAGUCUACUCUCCUGACUUUUCUCAUCUGACAAAGGAGACUUGGUGGCUGAGCACUAGUUAAGAUGGGGCGGGGAGUCUGUGGCCUUCCAGAUGUGGUUGGACUUGCAGCUCCCAUCAGCACCCCACCAGCAUGUCCAGUGGUCAGGGAUGAUGGAAACUGUAGUCUGAUAACAACUGGAAGGCCACAGUUCAGUUACCCUUAAGAAUCUCAAAGUUCCUGUCAUCACUGGAGUUGAUUGCAUUGGUACCUGUGGUGGGCUGGGGGCUCCGAUGUCAGUAGGGCAGUGGAAUCUGCUCUGGGUUUUAGUCCAAACUUUCAAGGUGCUGCCCUAGGUGUUGAACCUAUUUUGACUGCUCCUUGAAAGUUCAGACUAAAACCUGGAGUGGAUUCCAUUCCCCCACUGACACUGGAGCCACCAGCCACCACUGAUUGGUACGCACCAUCAUUUUUGAGGUGGAAGAGGUGCUGUGAGAUAAAAAAAAAAAAAUAACCCCUGUGGUAGAAUGGCUUCUUAUCACAACCUGAAAUACCUUUAUAUAUAUAUAUAUAUAUAAUCCCUUGACACUACCCUUUGCCACUUGAAAAUUGAGGUGUGGGGAAGGCAAUUCAUGGUGGGUUUUCCAUCUUAUAAGCCUUCAGGAGAGUUUGGCCCUUGGUUCUUCCUUUUUCUUUUCUGUUUUUGGAUAACAGAAUUAAUUUUUCUGGUCAUGCACUACUCUAAUGUUGGAGUGGUAGAGCAAGGAUCCCUCACUCCGGUGACUACAAGCAUCGCUAGGCCAGUUCCCUUCCGCAUGACUUCCCAUCACUUCUUGACCAUUUGGCUGUGUUCAUGGCUAUAGGAAGCCAGUCUUUUCCCUCUGAAUUGCUAACAGCACCCAGGGCGCCCAGGCAGUUGCUCUACCUGCCACACAUAAUGGUGCGCUUGCUGUUUCCCAUGUGAGUAAUGAUGUACAGGUUCAGAAAUAGAGUUUAUGAGAUUAGUCCUUCAUGGAAUGUCAGCUGUUUUUCUUUCUGCAAAGUGGGCAGGAGGGGGUGACUUCGAUCUCUUAAUCAUGCAUGCUUCAUUACAUUGGGAGCAAGAAGAUGGCCGGCCGCGGAGGGCCACAGGGCCAGGGGAAGAUUUUAGGUCGGUAUGAAAGGAUGUUCCAUCUAGCACUUUCUGCCAGUGCAAAAUGAAUUACGUAAUAAACUUGUGAGCAGUUUCUAAUGUGGAGAUGCCAAGGGUAAAUAAACGGUCCCCAUUUGUUUCAGAGAUUACCUCCAGUAAACGGGCCCCAAUCCUUGAAACAUAUGAAUGCUUUAUUUCCCUGCCACCUUUUCAGACUCCUUUUUAAAAUGAAAGGUUUGCACUAUUGUCUUGAUGCCUUGUCCCUUCAGAGCAUCUCAGGAGCUUUUUUUGUGCAACAGCCUUGCAUGAAAAACAGACGGGGAAAUCUUACUUUAUAAGAAACUUUCAGUGCUGGGACCACUGCAGGAAUGUCAGCUCUGUCUUGGCCAGCCGUGGGGAGCCUCCAUCAGCUUGGUUAAGUCUGAAGCUCUCUAAACAAAUUUGCUCUCCCAAAAGCAAUGCAGGAAGCAGCUGUGGAGUUCUACUUUUUAUUAUUGUUGUUAUAGUAAUUAUUAUUUUUGAUGCUUGUUCUCAAAUUGCAAGCUGGGCUUGCCUUAAAAAAAUAUCUUUCGGUUUAUUUGAAAGAGGUCUGGAUUUAAAAAGAGAGAAAAAAGUUUACUGAGGUUUUUUGUUUUGUUUUAAAGUGUUUUAUUUUUAAAAAAACUUAUGUAAAUAUUAAAUUGAUCACUGAUCCAUCAAACUGAUUAAAAAUAACCUGUAGAGCAUUAAAUGCAAUUGACCACUGCUGGGGAACAACCUCUAAAACCCAUUGUCUUUUAGCCACUUUUCAGAGAUCUAAAGGCAAAUUGAAAACCAGAUCCCUGGUAUGCUUAUUCUACUUGUGGUGGUGCUAAAUUGGUUUUGCAGACUGGGAUUAUUAUUUUUUUACCUGUUUGUUCAGACAUGGUAGUGAGAGAAAAGGAGUGAGUAUAAGACACAGAAAGCAGAGUCUUCUCUGAACCAAUUUCAGUUCUCUCAAAAACAAUAGUCUGCUGUAAUUAAAUGAAGUUGGAGACAAACUCUUGCUUGAAGUUGGAGACAAACUUCCCCAGCCUGUGCUUUAACCAUCCUACUUUCAUCCAUGCGAAGGGUCACAAUCCAUGAUGGGGUGUAUAUUUUUCCCUUUAGCAAUGUAGCUAAGUUUGAAAGAGAGAUCAAGGCCAGUGGUUUACUCUAAUACGAUUCGUGACAGUGGGUCAUUGCAGAGAGAUGCGAGAGACUGUGGGAGCAAAAUGGGUGACAUUUGAAGUGGUAAUGUUAUGCUAAAAAAACAAACAAAAUGGCCAUCAUUUCUUCUCUUCACAGAGAGUGGAGUCCAUAUUCCACAUGGUUCAAAAUAGAGAGAUGAAUUUUGUAUAUUUAAAUAAAAUCUGCAGCUGUUAGAAGGCUGCAUCUCUCCAAUUAUUCUCUGGUUCAUUUAGAUCAGCCUUCCCCAACCUGGUGUCUCCAGAUGUUUUGAACUACAACUCCUAUCAACCCAUGGCCAGGGCUGAUGGGAGUUGUAGUCUAAAGCAUCUAGGGAGUACCAGGUUGGGGGAAGGCUGUUUGAGGUUAUUGUUAAAACUCAGCCACAAUAUAUGCAUAAUUGACAGAAAAUGUAUUACAACAACAUUUUUCUCUCACUGGUUCUUUCUCUCUUCUCUGCCUUUUUUCUCCAGGUUUGUACAAAGGUACCUGGUUCAUAUUUCUGGUUGAAAUUAAUGUUAAAAACCACAACACUUUAAAAAGAAAAAUGUAUAACAGUAGAGAGGGUAAAAAACAUCAACAACCUAAAUUGCUGUAUGUUAAUUUGUAAUUAUGUAAAAAGUUAAGUAGGUUACUGAUUGUAAAAAUUUUUAAACGUUUUUCCCCUUGUAAUUUGCAAAAAAAAACCCAUCAGAUUUUUGUAAUUACUUUUAUUUAUCUGCCUUUCUUGUUAAUGAGAAGCAACUUGUAAAGUCAUUUCCCCCCCUCC
Rhineura floridana is the source of this 13311-nucleotide messenger RNA. It is a transcript of the gene AKAP13, whose product is annotated as A-kinase anchoring protein 13. The transcript has 40 exons. Gene Ontology annotation, biological process: positive regulation of canonical NF-kappaB signal transduction; regulation of Rho protein signal transduction; adrenergic receptor signaling pathway. Lineage: Eukaryota; Metazoa; Chordata; Lepidosauria; Squamata; Rhineuridae. The record is from RefSeq and is a predicted model, not a curated record. Gene Ontology annotation, molecular function: MAP kinase scaffold activity; guanyl-nucleotide exchange factor activity. Gene Ontology annotation, cellular component: actin cytoskeleton; membrane. The coding region runs from base 353 to 8563 and encodes 2736 amino acids.